AUGGGAGAGGAACACGUCCUCAAACUACCCACCAUACAUGUCCAUGGGUUGGCAGAUCCAGGUCUUCACCUACACCGUGAGCUCCUCGAGAACUAUUGUAGCGUCGACAGCGUUCGGGUUUUGGAGUGGAAUGGCGCGCAUCGGGUGCCGGUAAAAAGUGCUGAUGUGAAUCCUCUCAUCGAGGAGAUUUUGAAACUGGCAAAGGAGAUUGAGGCGUUAUGA
This is a messenger RNA of Penicillium egyptiacum, 222 nucleotides long. The record is from the annotation of a GenBank genome assembly. NCBI's taxonomy places the organism in Eukaryota, Fungi, Ascomycota, Eurotiomycetes, Eurotiales, Aspergillaceae.